CCCGCGCUUUCUAGAGCUCAGCAGGAGCUUCUGCCUGAACCGGUGAAAGAACAAGCAGAUGAAUGACCCUCCCGCCGGGAUGGGGACCCGGGAAGGAGCUGCGAAUCCCACGGACUCCCCCCACAACCUGGGGCGCGCCAGAUCCUUUCCGCGCGAGAUGGGGCGCGGGGCUCCCCUGGCUCCCGGCGCCCCGAACCCCACGGUGGCGGGGGCCAGCGGAAGCCGGGGCAGCGCCCACCAAGACCGGUCGGCAGGUCGGACCCUCGGACCACCGGCCAGAGAGAAUUUGGACUGUGAGCCCUGGGUCAGAGAAAAAGUGCUCUUUCUUCUGCACCCAGAGAGGUGGUUGGGGACUCAAGGGAACCAUGCAAGGGAAGAGGUGGCCGGUGGGGAGGACCUCCCCCAGGCGCGCGGAGAUGACCACGACCAGAAACCCCACUGCGCUUCUCAACUCUUCCACCGAGAAAAGCUUAUCUCUGGCAGGCGUGUAGCCGCUCGCUCUGGAGCCCCGCCGCGGGACCCCGCAGCCCCCCCCAAAUCCGUGCUCGUGCGGGUCGUGGAUUAUGAGGUGACACAAGAGGUGCUGAGGACCGCGUGGACGAAAGGUCGCAUGACCACGAGGACCGAGGAGCACUGCAUGACCGCGGUCACUUUUCGCACCAAUAGGGAGUGAGACAGCCUGUGGGGCGCCGGGACCCCCGCUGAAGCCCUGGCUGUCCCGGCACGGAGGCACCCGGCGACGGCGCCGUGGAGAGGAUCGCUCCACCGUCCCCAAGGACCUGAUUCCCCAAGGAAAUUAAACAGGAAAGAGGAGCCCGAGGAGUGUUCCGGUCUGGUGUGUGAACAAUAAUCCUGAACAGAAAAUGCUGUUCUGGGGACACCAAACUACAAUGAACCGACCCGAAGAACUUUUUAAGAGGCUGGCGCUACGCUUCAGGGAGGCAGAAGACACCCAGUACAGCUGGGUUUAAAUACUGUUUUCCUGAUCCAAGCAGAAUCCCAUAGUGUGAGGAGCCUUAGGAGUCUUUUCCCAUUCACAAGUGUCCUGGGAGUGCGUCCAAAGUGAAACUUGGUUAUCUUCAAUACUAAGAAAUCUCCAAGAAUGGCUGGACCUUGGAUCUUUGACCUUACCUUUACCACCCUGAAAAAUAUGAUCUUCUAGGAUUGUAUUAGAUGGACGAAUGACAUCAAAGACUUCCAGAAGCCACCUGACCACUCGAGUGACCAUAAGACAAAUGUCACAGAGGCAGGUAACCACCACGGGUCAGGCAAGUGCUAACCUCUCUUAAAACCCUUUGUUCACAACCUUUAUCACCUUUGAGAUGCAGUACAUUUGAUUUGCUGCUCUUAUUCUUGUCGGACAUUACCAGUGCUUGGUGAUAAAACUCAAUGUGGCUCUUUGCUUUAAAAAAAGAAAGAAAGAAAGAGCUUUCUAUUAAAAGAUAAAGUUAUAGUCACUGCAGAAAAAUUUGGGAAUGGAUUAUUUUGUGAGGAAAAAUAAGAGUAGAAUAAAAGAAACCAAAAACUCAUCCAUGACCCUAAAUUUUUUUUAACAUUUGAUGUUUCCAGUAUGAUUUUAUUUU
This is a messenger RNA of Galeopterus variegatus (Sunda flying lemur), 1583 nucleotides long. Its product is annotated as chromosome unknown open reading frame, human C6orf141. The transcript has 2 exons. The coding region runs from base 59 to 673 and encodes 204 amino acids. The record is from RefSeq and is a predicted model, not a curated record. NCBI's taxonomy places the organism in Eukaryota, Metazoa, Chordata, Mammalia, Dermoptera, Cynocephalidae.